Messenger RNA from Melanaphis sacchari, 2602 nucleotides. It is a transcript of the gene RanBPM, whose product is annotated as ran-binding protein 9. Lineage: Eukaryota; Metazoa; Arthropoda; Insecta; Hemiptera; Aphididae. The transcript has 11 exons. The record is from RefSeq and is a predicted model, not a curated record. Gene Ontology annotation, biological process: cytoskeleton organization; cell surface receptor signaling pathway. Bases 545 to 2482 code for a protein of 645 amino acids. Gene Ontology annotation, cellular component: cytoplasm. Gene Ontology annotation, molecular function: protein binding.
CAGUCAGCACUGCAGCCGUAGUCGUAUCGUAGUUGCACCGUUGUUUCAGCCGUAGUCGUAGCGUUUUACACACAAUAACAUAGCAUAGUUGUACGUGUGUUUGUGUGUGUGUGUGUCUGUGUGUGUGUGUGUGUGUGACUGGUGCGUGCGCGUUGACGGCCUACUCUCUGUGCGUGUGCGAGAAGUGUGUUCGCGUUUGUGUGUGUGUGUGUACGAUCCGUCGCGAUGAUAAGUGCCGCUGGUGGCAAUUGCAGCAGUUGUAGUAGUUUUAGUCGUAGUAGCGAUAGCGUACGCAUUAAUAAUUUUCACUGUUGUGCCGUUCCACGGUUCGCAGUUUUCUCGGUUUGAAGGCAGGCGCUCCGGGGACUCGCUCGUCGCGUUUUGACGUGGUUUUAAAUCGUUUUUUAUUUUCUUCAUUAUUUUUUAACUCGAGUUUCCUCCCCCCCCACCCACUCGUGUAUCGUUUUUUUUUUUCGCCUUAUCCCCGGCACCCGUCCGUGUGUGUCGUACUCGGAUCGUCAAAACUAAAUACUACGCGGUGGCGAUGUCUGUGGUACAAAUGGCGGCCAGCCCGAACAACAGCAGCAAUAACACGACCGUGGUAAACUCGGACUGCGGCGGCGGUUCCACCGUCGGCGGCAGUGGCGGUUCCGCGGCCGUCAACGGCAGCGCGACCAGCCCAUUCGGCCAACAAGGCGAGGAUCGGCUGAAGGGCUUAUACCCGAUGGUAGACGAGGACGACACACCAUUGCCACGGAGCUGGAACUCCAAAGACAAGUUCACUAAUCUUGGAUUGUCGCAGAACAACAUACGUGUACACUACAAAGGUCAUGGUAAAACACAUAAAGAUGCAGCCAGUGUUAGAGCCACACACCCUAUUCCUGCUUCUUGUGGCUUAUAUUAUUUUGAAGUAAAAAUAGUAUCAAAAGGACGUGAUGGUUACAUGGGGGUUGGACUUUCAGCCCAAGGAGUCAAUAUGAAUCGUUUACCAGGUUGGGAUAAACAUUCAUAUGGUUAUCAUGGUGAUGAUGGUCAUUCAUUUUGCUCAAGUGGCACAGGUCAACCAUACGGACCUACCUUUACUACUGGCGAUAUUAUCGGUUGUGGAGUAGAUCUUGUGCACAACCAUUGUUUUUAUACUAAAAAUGGAACCCAUUUAGGAACAGCAUUUACUGACCUUCCUCCAAAUUUAUUUCCCACUGUAGGAUUACAAACACCUGGUGAGGUGGUUGAUGCCAAUUUUGGACAGUUGCCAUUUGUGUUCAAAAUUGAAGAAAUGAUGAAAGAACUCAGAAGCCAGACACAAAUGACUAUUCAAAAUUAUCCUUUUUCUUAUCCAUAUUCACAGUGCCAGACAAAUUUCCAUAAAAUGGUUUCUACUUAUUUAGUUCACCAAGGUUUCUGUGCAACUGCAGAGGCAUUUAUUUCUCAAACUGAUCAAUCAUUUGAAGAAGAGAUUGCUUCCAUAAAAAAUCGCCAAAAAAUAUUAAAAUUAGUUUCAACUGGUCGAAUGGGAGAAGCUAUUGAAAUGACCAAUAAGCUGUAUCCUGGGUUACUUGAAUCAAAUCGUAACCUUCUAUUUAAGCUCAAAUGUCGUCAGUUUGUUGAAAUGGUUAAUGGUACAGAUUCUGAGGUAACAUCCCGUUCUUAUGAUAACGUUGAAAUUCAUACAACAACUCGUCCUUCGCCAAAACGUACAUUACAGUCAAAUCGAAGUCCAACAUCUAUACAAACCAACGGAAAUAUAAAAUGUCAAAAAUUAUCAAAUACUACUGAAGUGACUGAAAUAAAUUCAGUGAAUUUGAUAUUGAAUGGUUCUUCGGAUAUUACUACAAUUAAAACGAUUAAAAAUGGUACACCAAAAAUAAAUGACUACCAAAUAGAAAAAAUGGAUUGCAACGAAGACAACCAAAUGACUGAAUAUAAUAUUAUGUCAGCUGACAGCGUAAAUGGACAUCAUCAAAAUCACUUUUUAGACGAAGAUUAUAGUUCAAACGGUUAUCACAAUGGACAUAAUUGUGAUGAACUAAGUAAUGGAACAUCAAGAGUUAAUAAUAAUGGAAAUGAAGAAUCUAUGGAUAUUGAUCAACCAGAAUAUCACCAAACUACCAAAAAAGUAUGUGGUGGCAGUAAACCUGGUGUUGAAAAAAUGUUAGAAUUCGGUCGAGAAUUAUUCUUACUUAGUUUGCAGUUGCGACAAGAAUUAGGAAGAAAUGAAACAAAUAAAAAAAUGUUACAAGAUGCGUUUAGUUUACUAGCAUAUUCUAAUCCUUGGGAUAGUCCUGUUGGUUGGCAAUUGGAAGCUUCCCAAAGAGAUAGUGUAUGUGCAGCACUGAAUUCUGCUAUUCUAGAAUCGAGUAAUUUACCACGACGCCCACCUCUGGAAAUGACUGUUGGUCAUGCCUAUGAACUAGUCAAGCUAAUGGCAGCGUCUAGCAUGGGAGCAUGCGCUUUCACCAAUAUCGAUGAACUGCUCAAAUGACCUUCGUGCAAUGUGCGCGUUUCACUGCCACCAUUCUGCAGAGUUCAAAACGGUUGGCCGCCAAUUUUGAACACAGUAACAAUGGCAAAAGUACUUUAAGCGGUCACAUCACCCACAAAA